Ruditapes philippinarum (Manila clam) is the source of this 1259-nucleotide messenger RNA. RefSeq lists its product as uncharacterized. The coding region runs from base 180 to 1169 and encodes 329 amino acids. NCBI's taxonomy places the organism in Eukaryota, Metazoa, Mollusca, Bivalvia, Venerida, Veneridae. The record is from RefSeq and is a predicted model, not a curated record. The transcript has 6 exons.
UCGAUACCAAUGAAAUAGCCGUCGUAUCUGAAAAAUGGCUUGUCAAGGAAAGUGGCACAGACAGUUCCGAUGAUACCGUUCUUUGGCCCCCUGUCAAAACAUCAGUCAAACUAGGUUUGGCAUUAAAACAACAUGCCGAGCCAGACAACACCUGGGUGUCCUGUAGAAUUAUAAGGACAAUGUACACUACUGAUUUGUUGCAAAAAGCGCUAAGGAAGGCAAAGGAGGCAGAGGAUGAGUCUGACAUUCUUACUGAUAUAUGCACAGAUAGUACUCUAACCACUUCAACACCAAAAAAGGGGAAUAAAAGGAAGCAUAGGCCAAACCCACGAUUCAUGGAUUCAGAAUCAGAGAAAGAGAGUGAAGGUGAUUACCCAACUCCGCCAAAAAAAAUUCCUGAAGCUCGAAAAGUUACACCACAAUUUCGGGCUUCAUUAAGGCCACAACCUAAAGUGUCUCUAAGUUCACAACCUCCAAAGUCUGCAAGUCCUCACCCUCAGGAGUCUUCAAGGCCACAACCUCAGGCUACACCAAGACUGCAACCUCAUGAGUCUUCAAGGCUGCAAACUCCGGUGUGUACAACGACGCAACCUCAGGAGUCACGAAAGCCUCACCAGGUGUCACUAGGGCCACAACCUCAGGCGUCACGAAAGCCUCAUCAGGUGUCACUAGGGCCACAACCUCAGGCGUCACGAAAGCCUCAUCAGGUGUCACUAGGUCCACAACCUCAGGCGUCUCCAAAAUCAUCAUCAUCGACAUCUAGCUCAGACCAAGCUCAGAAUAUUCUCUCGGGUCGUGAUGUAGUAAUACUCAGAACCCUGGAAGACAUAAAACAGGGUCAACGCGAAAUGAUGGCAAUGAUUUCUGGGCUGGUGAAACGACUUGAUGGUUGUGGGGAGAAAAACACAGAUGUUCCAGAUGGAGUUUAUCUUCCAAUAUCAACAGAGGAACAACUCAACCAUACGGAAGAAAUCCUUAAUGAGCCAGGCUCCAUGAAAAUGAUGGUCAGCUAUUUCUCUAGUUAUUGGGGUGGAUCUUCAGUCAAAAUGAUGACUAAGCGAAUCAUGAAGGAAGCCCUUCACAACAGCCUUGCUGUGCAUUACAAUUGGACGGGAGCCAAAGGAAAGAUGUCAUUAUGGGUCACUGAAACUGAGUUCUGCAGUUCUUAGGGCUGUACAGAGAAACUUUCCACAGGCAAAUGGACAUGAUAUUUGAGUUCUUUAUCAAAGAUUGGCUUAGAAAUGCAUCAGACAGAGAUG